This is a messenger RNA of Miniopterus natalensis, 2472 nucleotides long. RefSeq names its product T-box transcription factor 6 (gene TBX6). Gene Ontology annotation, molecular function: DNA-binding transcription factor activity, RNA polymerase II-specific; RNA polymerase II cis-regulatory region sequence-specific DNA binding. NCBI's taxonomy places the organism in Eukaryota, Metazoa, Chordata, Mammalia, Chiroptera, Miniopteridae. Gene Ontology annotation, biological process: positive regulation of DNA-templated transcription; cell fate specification; regulation of transcription by RNA polymerase II. The record is from RefSeq and is a predicted model, not a curated record. Gene Ontology annotation, cellular component: nucleus; chromatin.
CUGCCAGGAAAGUCUGAGGUGCCAAGGUCUGCCCCAAGACUCCAGGCUCCAUCCCAGGGUCCAGGCCCCACCCCCUCAGUAGCUUAUCCCUAGCUGGGGCUCCCCCCAUGGGAACGGGGACCAGCUGGCCGGAAGCGCCAAACUGCGUCCCUGUCCAAGCCCCGGGGAUCAAUCAGGCCGAGGAGUUAAUUAUGUAAUGAGGGGGCAGGGGGUCGAGGCUAAUGAAGCCUGGCGGGGAGGGGAGAAGGGGAGGGUACCCAGGUAUCCGGCCCCCUCUUGUACCCCUUCCAGGCCCCAGGGGUCUCCACCCUAGCCCAACUCCAGGGCCCCAAAGAGGGAGGGGCUGUGAUCCUGGGUCUGGAAGGGGCUGAGCUGUGAGCUAUAAAGGGGGCAUCUCUCAGCACCAGGGGACUCUAGGCAGCGAGACCUGAGGCCAGACAGGACUACUCCAUGUAUCAUCCAAGAGAGUUGUACCCCUCCCUGGGGACUGGCUACCGCCUUGGGCCCCCCCAGCCAGUGACCGAUUCCAGCUUCCCGCCUGCCCUGGGAGAGGGCUACCGCUACCCUGAUUUGGACACUCCCAAAUUGGAUUGCUUCCUCUCUGGGAUUGAGGCUGCUCCUCGAACCCUGGCUGCUCCACCUCUGCCCCCUCUGCCCCCAGCCCUGGGCACUGAGCCGUCUCCUCCAGCCCCAGAGGCCCUUCAUUCACUCCCUGGAGUCAGCCUGAGCCUGGAGAACCAGGAGCUGUGGAAAGAGUUCAAUUCUGUGGGAACAGAGAUGAUCAUCACCAAAGCUGGGAGGCGCAUGUUCCCUGCUUGCCGAGUAUCAGUCACUGGCCUGGACCCCGAGGCCCGCUACCUGUUCCUCCUGGAUGUGGUGCCAGUGGACGGGGCUCGCUACCGUUGGCAGGGCCGGCGCUGGGAGCCCAGUGGCAAGGCAGAGCCUCGCCUGCCUGACCGUGUCUACAUUCACCCUGACUCUCCCGCGACUGGUGCGCACUGGAUGCGGCAGCCUGUGUCUUUCCAUCGUGUCAAGCUCACCAACAGCACACUGGACCCCCAUGGCCACCUGAUCUUGCACUCCAUGCACAAGUAUCAGCCCCGCGUACACCUAGUGCGGGCCACGCAGCUUUGCAGCCAACACUGGGGGGGCGUUGCCUCCUUCCGCUUCCCUGAGACCAUGUUCAUCUCCGUGACAGCCUACCAGAACCCGCGUAUCACACAGCUGAAGAUUGCAGCCAACCCCUUUGCUAAGGGUUUCCGGGAGAACGGCAGAAACUGUAAGAGGGAGCGAGAUGCCCGUGUUAAGAGAAAACUGCGGGGCCCAGAGCCAGUAGCCACAGAGGCCUAUGGGAGUGGAGAUCCACCAGGUGGUCCCUGCGAUUCCACACUGGGUGGGGAUGCUCGUGAGUCAGAUUCAGAGCACGCCCCAGCGUCCAGGGAAGCUGCCCCUGCCCCAGCUCCUCCAUGUGGUGGCUCCAGUGCCGAGGCCUACCUUCUGCACCCUGCUGCUUUCCAUGGGGCCCCCAGUCACCUUCCAACCAGGAACCCCAGCUUCCCUCAGGCUCCAGAUUCUGGGCACCCAGCCCCCUACUCAGCUGCAUUCCUAGAGCUGCAGUCUGGGCCAGGAGGCUCAGGAUACCCAGCAACUGCACACCCAGCACCCUUUGCCUCACAUUUCCUCCAAGGGGGCCCCUUGCCCUUACCCUACCCUGGGCCUGGGGCCUACCUGGAUGUGGGCUCCAAACCAAUGUACUGAGCCACUGCUAGGCGCCCUCUGCCUCCCUCCCUCCGUCUUCCAUCACAAAUUUCCAGUUCCCUUCCCCCAGGCUGUAGCCCCCUCACUUCCACUGACCCCAUCCCCCACACCAAAUGGCUGCCUUGGGCCUCUCCUCCACCCCACUUCACACUUUGACUUCAUUCCCACCCCCCUCUGGCUUCAAAGCUCUGGCUAAGCUGCUGGGAGUCCAGCUGGGGCCAGCUUCCCCUUCCAGGCUCUCACCUCAGUGUGAAUAGAGGGAGGCUCUGCCGGACCAAAUGGGGCCUUGGACCAGCACUACCAAAUCCUGGGCUUCACCCUUGUGCUUAGCUAGUCAUAUUGCCUUGCUCCAGUGCGAGCCACACCAGUCUGUUCUCAGAACCAGAGUACUUUUGUUAAUAAAACUCAAAAGAUAUCGGUGCUCUGGAAACAUUGGGCUAAUGGUGUUUGGCACUGGGAGGGACUGGGUGAGCAAAGGUUUUGUGGGGAGACCCUGGCCCCUGACCUAGACUUGCCAUUUCCAGCUGCUUGAUCUUGUGCGUGUAAAUCCACUUGCUCUGGGCCUGGUUACUCUUCAAGAAAAUGGGGGGAUCAAUGUCCUGACACUCACUGUUCUGAGAAUUAAACAGGGCCAUCUCCGAGAACCUGGCCCUUCACUUAGCACUCAGGAAGCCCUCAGGAGCAGUCAUUGUCAGUGGAUGGGGACCAGGAGGC